This is a messenger RNA of Sipha flava (yellow sugarcane aphid), 2612 nucleotides long. RefSeq names its product centromere protein J (gene Sas-4). Gene Ontology annotation, biological process: centriole elongation; cilium assembly. Lineage: Eukaryota; Metazoa; Arthropoda; Insecta; Hemiptera; Aphididae. Gene Ontology annotation, cellular component: nucleus; centrosome; centriole. The coding region runs from base 86 to 2539 and encodes 817 amino acids. The transcript is spliced from 10 exons. The record is from RefSeq and is a predicted model, not a curated record. Gene Ontology annotation, molecular function: tubulin binding.
UGUGUACAUUAAAUGAAGGAGAAAUGUUAUUUAUACCAUCUGGUUGGUGGCAUAGAGUUGAAUCUCUUUCUGUAAGUUUUUCGAUAUGAGUACUACUUGUGACAUUAUGGAGCUUAUGAAAGGUUACGGCACAGAAUUCAACAUGUCCACUGUUAUGCAGUGUGUUCAAGAAUUAAAAACUUGGCAAGAAUCACAACAACAGAAACUAUGUGAAAACCCCACAAUGGACACUUUGACUAACGAAAUGGAUGACGUUUUAAAAUCAUUUGAUAUUCCUGAAAAUGUUCAAGAUAAUAAGUAUGACAGUAAGGUGUCUUCAUAUUCAGAAAUAGAUGAGGAAUUAUUGCAAAAAUUUGGUUACCAAAUUCCAUCUAUUUCAAAAAUUCAAGAUAAUGUAGAGGUAUUGUCAAUAAAUGAGGAAGAUGAUAACAUUUGCAAAGCCAAAUCAAUGAGUUCCAAUAUAAAUACUGUAAAAGAUGAUCAAUUUGGAUGUGAAAAUGAAAUUGAAUGUCAGAAUAACAAACCUAAAAAGCCAUAUUUAAAAAAAGGAACAGGUUUGGCUCGAUAUGGCUUAAAUUUAGAUGAAAUAAAAAAAAAAACUGGGAAAUUAAAAUUUCAAAAACCAGUAAAAGCUGUUACAUCAAAAAUUAAAGUACCAAGAAAGUGUUUAAAUCAAGUUCAAGCAUUUCCUAAAGUUGAAAUUGUAAAUAAAUCAAUUGAAAGUACUCGUCUAGAUUUAAAAAAAUGUAAUAUCACUAAUUCAUGGAAUAGAUAUGAGCCUAAAAGUUCUCCAAAUUAUGAAGAAAAUGACAACAAUAAAGAGCAAAGAGAACUGCGGGCCUUUGAGAUAUUAGAAGAACGUGCUAACAAUUCAAAUCUGACUGCAUCAUCACCAACCGUGUGUCAUCUUUUGGAAAAAGGUUAUCUUUCCAAGCGUGAUAAAGAAGUUCAAACAUCAGGAUUAGUUCGUUCUUUAAACUUUGACAAAAUAAAUGCAUCUACUCCUUUACGAAAAGCCAACGAUUCUGAUGAUUCAUACUCUGAUUCUAGUCAGGAGUUUGAUCCUUUGGAUUUAUCACAAAAUAUGGUAGAUAAUACUAAUUUUAAUGUUAGUGAAAAGAAUAAUAAAUAUAUAAAAACUGAUCCCAUUAUUUUAACAGAAAAUGAAAAUAAAUAUUUAGAAAAUUAUAUUAAAUCUUCAGAAAUAAUGAAACACAAUAACUUUAAUCAAUCGUUUGAUACAGAAGUACUCAGUAAGAGACUUGAAGAAUUAGAAUCUGAGAUUGAAACAUUUCGUGCUGAAAAUAUUAAAUUAAUGAAAUUACAAAGAGAGUUUGAAGCUGAAAGACAAAAAUUUUUUAAGAGUAAAGAUGAGUUUAUAAAAAAAUUAAACGAAGAAAAAAAAAAUGAAGAAGAAAAGUUAGCCGAAGAGAGAAAGAAAUUCAUUAAAGAAAAAGUUGUAUUUGAGAAAAAUAUCAGAGAAUUAAGAAACAAACCCAAUAGACUAGAAAGAGAAGAAAUAAAAAAACUGAAAGAACAGGUAAAUGAGCUUAAAGAUGAAUUUAAUAAAAAAGAAACCCGAUGGGCAACUGCUCAGGCACGACUGAGAACACAGAUGAAAGUAUUAGAAAAUAGUAACACAGCAUUGCGCAAUGAACUAGAUUUGUUGAGAAAAACUUCAUUAACUAAAAAAGUCACUUUUAAAACUCUGUCUGAAAAACAAGCUUUGAGAAACACCAAACUCAUACAUAACGUCAAUAAGGAACUCAGUAAGCUUACUCCUGAUGAUGUAUUAUCAAUGGUUGAUUCAAAAUCAAAAAAUAUUCCCGCUUCUAUUUUGAGAAAACCAAUAAUUAUGUCUACUAAUGAUAAUGAGUCUUCUGAGGAUUUGUUAUCUGAUGAAAAUCAAUUUCUUAUACAUUCUGAUGAUAGUGAAAAUGAUGAUUCUAAUUGCAAUGGAUCUAGCAGUACUCGACGAAGUAGUUGUGAUAUAGUACGUGAAACAAUUUUGGAUGAUGGACGUAAAGAAAUUUUGUACUCUAAUGGUAAUUUGAAAAAGAUUUCACCUGAUGGCACCAAUAUAAAAGUAAUAUAUUAUAAUGGUGAUGUGAAAGAAACAAAAGAAGAUUCAGAACGAUAUUAUUUUGCUAAUAAUAAAACAUACCAUACAACUUUCAAUACCGGUUUGGAAAUAAUCGAAUUUCCUAAUGGACAAACUGAAAAGCAUCACAAAGAUGGUAAAGUAGAAAUUGAGUAUGUAGAUGGUAAAAAGCAUACUGUAUACCCAGACCGUAAAGAAAUUUGGAAUUACUUAGAUGGUUCAGUAUUGACAGUAGAACCAAAUGGUCAUCGCGAAUUAGUACUACUAAAUGGCCAACGAGAAAUACACACCAAUGAAUUUAAAAAAAGAGUAUAUCCUGAUGGUACAGAAAAAAUUGUUUAUCCAGAUGGAUCGCAUGAAACUAAAUAUCCUGAUGGCAGAAUUAGAAAAAAAGACAAAGAUGGUCACUUGAUAUUAGACACUAGUGUUUCUUCUUAAGUGGUUUUUAAAUGUUGAUAAUUAAAAAUUGUUGGUUCUCUAUUAAAGUAAUAUAUUUUUAUAUCUUUUUAAA